CGCCGAACAACUGCGUCAUGGGCCGAGCGAUUUCGUCGACGGUGAUCAUGACGGCGCGCGGUAUUCGAGACUGUAUAUAAAUCGCUACUCUGAUGUUCCCCUACCUCAUCAACAUCAUCGAUUCCCCCGACUAACAUGUACCCCUACUAUCACCGCCACUAUUUCCGCGGUCCAUCCCGUAUCGUCUGGUUCGUCCUCGGCGCAGGUGUUGCUACUUUCUGGAAUUGCAGUCACAAGAUGCGCGAACAUCGUGCACAGUACUUUCCUUGCGUCAUGCAACCACAUCGUGUAGAAGGGAGCGGCGAAAACACCACCCCUAUCUACUCCAAGCCCGACGCUUCCGGGCCAGCACCCCAGGAACAUAGGUGGAACUUUAUCUAUAAGAGACAGCAUGACCACAAUGGUGAUGGAACCAUGGGUUUUAAUCAACGGGAAUGGGAGGAGGACAAGGAACGCCUCAAGGAGAUUCAGAAGCGCGCCGAGGAUGCGAUGCUCGAUAUGUCUGAAUCCACUUUAGAGUCCAUCGUCUCUACCGUGGAAGCACUGAAAAUCAAAUUGGCCCAACACAAGGCCCAACGCGAACAAGAACGAAAAAAUUACGAAGAAGAACUCGAGAGGCAAAGGAAAGCACCUCUUCGAUAUGUUUAAAUCAUAGAAUCGUACAUUACAUAUGUACAUCAUCACCCCUCCCUCAUUAUCCUUUUAAUUGGAUUUUGGCAUUGUAAAUAACCACCAUAUAAUGACGCGCGCUCACUUCUUGUUGACAUC
Suillus bovinus is the source of this 768-nucleotide messenger RNA. RefSeq lists its product as uncharacterized. The transcript has 3 exons. Bases 136 to 648 code for a protein of 170 amino acids. NCBI's taxonomy places the organism in Eukaryota, Fungi, Basidiomycota, Agaricomycetes, Boletales, Suillaceae. The record is from RefSeq and is a predicted model, not a curated record.